Molecule: messenger RNA, 3970 nt
Organism: Alnus glutinosa
Lineage: Eukaryota; Viridiplantae; Streptophyta; Magnoliopsida; Fagales; Betulaceae
Product: protein PLASTID MOVEMENT IMPAIRED 1-RELATED 1
Exons: 3
Coding region: 256-3681 (1141 amino acids)
Source: RefSeq, a predicted model, not a curated record
AUGUUUGAAAGUGGCAGCGGCAAUUCCCAGGAGAAAGAGAGAUUUGGGGGAGAGACAAACGCGCCCCAGACACCGUAACACUCUUUCUGUGAGACCAAGGAUUUGCUCUCUCUUUUCCAUUUUCAUGUAUUUCUGAAAGUCCCGAGUUUGAAUUAUUUUCAGAAGGAGAGGCCAUGGCUUCGAUUGGGUGAUUUUAGGGUUUUGAAAUUCUGCUUCACCGGAGGAUUUUUCUUAUCAGCCAGCUCCGCCCAUACGAUGAUGUUGUCGAAAGUUGAGGCUGGGAAGAAGAUUAGUGAGGAUUCAGGUAAUGCGAAGUUGUUGAAUGAGAUUGAAGCAAUAAGCAAAGCCCUAUACCUUGAUAAAAAUACAUCUAGGAGUUCGAUUUCUAGGCCCAAUACUCGGUCCAAAUCGACCGGAAAAACCCACUUACCAGAUCCCAAGUUGAAGCUUAAACUUGGUGAGGAGGACUCAUCACGCAAGGACAAGAAGUCCAUUUGGAAUUGGAGGCCAUUGAAGGCCCUUUCCCAUAUCCGAAAUCGUAGGUUUAACUGUCGUUUUUCUCUCCUAGUCCAUUCCAUCGAAGGGUUACCCUCAAGUUUUAAUGAUGUUAGUCUUUGUGUGCAUUGGAAGAGGCGGGAUGGGGUCUUGGUCACUCGUCCAGCGAAGGUUUUUCUAGGCAUCACAGAGUUUGAAGAGAAAUUGUCUCAUACAUGCUCUGUUUAUGGUAGUAGGAGUGGACCACACCAUUCAGCAAAGUAUGAGGCGAAACAUUUUUUGCUCUAUGCUUCUGUGUAUGGUGCGCCAGAACUUGAUUUGGGGAAGCAUCGGAUUGAUCUCACGAGGCUGCUUCCCCUGACUUUGGAGGAAUUAGAGGAGGAGAAGAGCUCAGGGACAUGGACUACGAGUUUUAAAUUAUCAGGAAAGGCUAAAGGUGCUAUGAUGAAUGUUAGUUUUGGAUAUUUAGUGAUUGGUGAUAAUCCCAGUGCACCUGGAAAUCCUGAGGUGUUGAGUUCAAGGCAGAAUAGUUGGAGUAUGGCUAAGCCAGAGAUGAAACUUGGUCAAGGUGGUGGCUGGAGCAGAAUGCACCGUGCAGAAAGUCUUCCUGGCAUAACAAACCAGCUGUAUCGUGCUGCAUCACGGUCGGUCGAGAACAUAAAAGAUCUUCAUGAGGUUUUGCCAAUAUCAAGGUCGGAACUUGCCAGUUCAGUAGAUAUUCUAUAUCAAAAAUUUGAUGAAGACAAGUUGGAUUGUCCAGUUGAUAAGCCUGAACUUAAUGCUUUUACUGAACAUAUUGAGCUCACCAGACCAAAUUCCAAUCCUUGGUCUGACUCUGGUAAAGAAAAUGUUGAAACUGAGUGUGAAUAUGACGAGUUUUCUGUAAUUGAACAGGGCAUAGAAUUUUCAUCAAAGGAGUCUCUGGAAUCGGAGGAAAUAGUUGUAAAGGGUUCCAAUGUUGCUCCAGUAGAAAGUCCUGGUGUUGAAGUUGAUACUGGUGUACAGGUAGCACUUGAGGAGGGCACUGAGCUUGAUCGCAAGGAUGAGGAAACUGGUAGAUGCGACAAUGAGCUUGCAUUACAUGACGCUGCUUCAAAAGAGGAUGACAUGUGUACCAAAGAAGAACUCAUGAGAGAAUUAGAGUCAGCUUUAAAUAAUGUAUCAGAAUUGGAGACAGCUGCACUUGAACCCCAUGAGAACUACUUGGAGUUUGAAUCGGAUGAUAAAACAAAUAGUAAGGGAAAGUCACUUAGCUUAGAUGAUGAUACUGAAUCCAUCGCAAGUGAGUUCUUAAACAUGCUGGAAAUAGAACAUGGUUCGUUUGGCUUGAGUUCUGAGAGUGAGGCUGAAUCCCCAAGGGAGCGUCUGUUAAGACAAUUUGAGAAGGAGGCCCUUGCUGGGGGCUGUUCUUUGUUUGAUUUUGAUGAAGGCAGUGGGGACCAAGCAGAAUGUGGCUACAAUGCUCCAACUGGUUCUGUGUGGGGGAACUUGUUUGAGGGUUUUGAACUUUCAUCGGCGAUUCAAGAUGUGGAAAAGGAGCAUCAGAUAGCAACUCAGGCAGAGAGGAGCAAAACAAGGGCCAAAAUAUUGGAAGACUUGGAAACAGAAGCCUUAAUGCGUGAAUGGGGCUUGAAUGAGAAUGCUUUUCAACAUUCUCCACCAAAAAGCUCUGAUGGAUUUGGAAGCCCAAUUGAUUUACCUCCUGAAGGGCCAGUUGAAUUGCCUCCUCUUGGAGAAGGGUUAGGUCCUUUUCUUCAGACCAAAAAUGGAGGUUUUGUCCGGUCUAUGAGUCCCUCUGUUUUCAGCAAUGCAAAAAAUGGUGGGAACCUGAUUAUGCAGGUUUCUAGUCCAGUCGUCAUACCUGCAGAAAUGGGUUCUGAGGUAAUGGAGAUAUUGCAGUGUUUGGCCUCAGUGGGAAUUGAAAAGCUUUCUAUGCAGGCCAAUAAGUUGAUGCCUUUGGAAGAUAUCACCGGAAAGACAAUGCAGCAAGUGGCAUGGGAGGCAGCACAUACUCUGGAGGGAUCUGAGAGGCAAACUUUAUUGCAGCAUGAAUUGGUGGUUGAACAAGAAAUGUUUGGUGGGCAAAAGAGAGUUAGAGGGAGGUCAGCGGAACCCAGGUCUAAUAACUCUAGUUCUGGCUCAGUAGGCAAUAAAAUGGGCUCAGAAUAUGUCUCUCUAGAAGAUCUUGCACCUUUAGCUAUGGAUAAGAUUGAAGCACUUUCAAUGGAAGGGUUGAGAAUACAAUCCGGGAUGUCAGAUGAAGAUGCACCUGCAAAUAUCAGUGCACAGUCUAUUGGGGAUGUUUCGGCCCUUCAGGGCAAGGGGAUUAAUAUCAGUGGGUCUGUAGGUUUGGAGGGGGCUGCUGGAUUGCAAUUGUUGGACAUAGAAGAUGGUGGCGAUGCUGUUGAUGGAUUAAUGGGCCUCUCAUUAAGUCUUGAUGAAUGGAUGAGGCUGGAUUCUGGUGAAAUUGAUGAUGAAGAUUGUAUCAGUGAACGCACUUCUAAAAUCCUUGCAGCCCAUCACGCUAACUCUUUGGACUUGAUCCGUGGAGGUUCGAAGGGAGAGAGAAGACGGGGCAAAGGCUCUAACAGAAAGUGUGGUUUACUGGGGAACAACUUCACAGUAGCCCUAAUGGUGCAACUUCGUGAUCCACUACGAAAUUUUGAGCCUGUUGGUGCGCCAAUGCUUGCUCUUAUUCAAGUAGAGAGAGUAUUUGUCCCGCCAAAGCCAAAAAUAUACAGCACAGUUUCAGAGGUGAGGAACAGUAACGAGGACGAUGAGCCUGAGUCAGCAGUAAUGGAAACAAAGGAGGAAACAAAAGAAGAGAAAACUUCUGAAGAGGAGGGCAUUCCUCAGUUUAGAAUCACCGAAGUACAUGUUGCCGGUCUGAAAACCGAGCCUGCAAAGAAGAAGCUCUGGGGUACCUCAACCCAGCAGCAAUCUGGUUCCCGCUGGUUGCUUGCUAAUGGAAUGGGGAAGAGCAAUAAACAUCCCUUUAUGAAGUCAAAGGCUGUUUCUAAGUCUGCCGCCCCGGCGACAAUGAAGGUGCAACCUGGUGAUACCUUGUGGAGCAUCUCAUCUCGUGUUCAUGGUACUGGAGCUAAAUGGAAGGACUUGGCAGCACUAAAUCCACAUAUACGAAACCCCAACGUUAUCUUACCAAAUGAAACUAUCAGGCUACGCUGAGUGGAGCAUGUGAUUUGGAUCUUGCCUGUGAGCGCGGUUUCAGCCUUGAUAGGAGGCAAACGUUGGUGAGUUUUGCUUGCGGGGUGUUCUCUUGUAUCUAUAUACAUGUACUGCGAGAUAAAAGAUGAAUGGUUUUGCUAUAUCUUUGUUUUUCUUCUGUAAAUGAGUAAAUCCAUUUGUUAUUAUGCAUGCUUGAAGUGUAAUUUAUGCCUUUUGAAGGAAUAGUUGUAUUUUCUUUGACAGUAGUACUUGCAUGCAAGAAUAAUACAAAAGUUGGGACUUUGUAGAA